This is a messenger RNA of Cylicostephanus goldi, 603 nucleotides long. NCBI's taxonomy places the organism in Eukaryota, Metazoa, Nematoda, Chromadorea, Rhabditida, Strongylidae. The record is from the annotation of a GenBank genome assembly.
AUGCCGCACGGUAAAGCUCUGUCGGAUUUCGAAAAGGGGCGCAUUAUGGCCCUCCACUCCCAGAAAUGGUCCACUCGCCGCAUCGCCGCGGAGAUCGGCAGAAGUCACGGGGUUGUCAGCAAGUAUCUAGCUGAUCCAUGUAGCUAUGGAAGUGCUCAACAUCCUGGACGUCCAUCAUCAGUCAGCGACCGCGACAAAAGGCGUAUAAUCCGGGCUGCAUCCAAUUCUACCAUUAGCUCGAAGCGGAUUCAGAAAGAUUUGAGCCUUAUGUGCACCCCUCGCACGGUCCGGAGAGUGCUGGAACGAAGUGAUAACAUCGUCCGGGCUAAGAUGAGUCCGUGCCCAAAGCUUACGGACCUUCACAAGAAGCAGAGGCUAGCAUUUGCUGAGGAGAAGCUCACACAACAGAUUGACUGGACCCGGAUCGUGUGGUCGGAUGAAAAGAAGUUUAACCUUGAUGGGCCCGAUGGUUUAGCAUCUUACUGGCAUGACCUGCGCAAAGAACCUCUCCACUUCAGCAGACGGAAUUUUGGUGGUGGCAAUGUAAUGGUCUGGGGAGCAUUUAACACUCCGGAACUCUUCCCCUUGCCUUUGUCAAAAUGA